AUGCAAAUUAUUGGUGAUAAUAAUUCGGUGCAGACAAAAAUAGCUGUGGCGUUAACUGUUUUCAGUGGGCAUGACCCUAAAGUGCUCAUUGGCAAUGGUAACGAAACUUCACUUUUGCCUCAGAGCUUCAAAUUAAUGCCAAUGCUCAAGGAAUCAACGAAUCACGUCGGGACAUUAACUAUUUACAAUUAUUUAUCUGGUAAAUAUGCUAAGAAUUUUUUUGGGGCAACUACUGAGACGAGGAAUCAAAUAACAACUUUAUUUGACUACUCUGUGACCAAUCUGAUGAAGUACCUCCAUCUACCCCUUGGGGAUUGCCUUAAGAACAAAUUAUCUGAAUUGAAUAAGUGUUUUCUGAAGAAUACUUUUUUUGUGGAGGACCAAAUCACAGCAGCUGAUGUUUCGAUGGCCAUAAUCAUUGAAGAAUUGUUAAGUAGGAAUAUAAUUGACAAUUGUAUUAUGGAAAAUGAUUAUUAUUGCGUCAAAAGAUGGUUUGAAACUGUUACUGCACAAGAUUUGUACAAGAAAUAUCUAUGCACCCUUAAAGGCGCCUCGAGCCUUAAUCCAAUUGAGGAGGAAGAGGCAGAAGCUCCAAAGAAAAAAGAUCCAUUAGAUUUCCUACCUCCAACAACACUAAGUUUAGACGAAUGGAAAAGAAUUUACAGCAACAACAAGACGCAACUUUAUCAAAUUGCCAUGCCUUGGUUCUGGAAAAACUACGACUCAGAAGGCUGGUCUCUAUAUAAAAUCAAGUACGACAAGCUGGAGGAUGAGUGCAAAGUAUCAUUUCUAACUUGUAAUAUGCUGAGUGGUUUCCUUCAAAGAUUUCCUCCUGAUUUCAGAAAGUAUUCAUUCGGAGUAACUCAUGUUUUGGGCUCUGGGGGAAAUUUUGACAUAAUGGGCGUGUGGUUAGUUAGGGGUAAUGAUCUUCCCACACAAAUAAAGGAACAUCCAUCUUAUGAAUAUCACACAUUUACCAAGUUGGAUCAUAAUAUUGCUGAGCACAAGAAAUUGGUGGAGGACUAUUGGUGUUCUGAUUCCAUAAUUGAGGGAAUAAGUAUUGAAAGCUCAACCGUAUGGAAAUAA
This is a messenger RNA of Babesia microti strain RI, 1086 nucleotides long. Its product is annotated as elongation factor EF-1 gamma subunit. NCBI's taxonomy places the organism in Eukaryota, Apicomplexa, Aconoidasida, Piroplasmida, Babesiidae. Bases 1 to 1086 code for a protein of 361 amino acids. Gene Ontology annotation, molecular function: translation elongation factor activity. The record is from RefSeq and is a predicted model, not a curated record. The transcript has 2 exons. Gene Ontology annotation, biological process: translational elongation. Gene Ontology annotation, cellular component: nucleus; cytoplasm.